GAUUAUGAAGUUUUGACAAUGCCUGUAAAUGAUUUGAGAGCUUUAAUAUUGCAAGGAGUUGAAUUAUAUAGAGAACAAAACCAUUUUUUGAAUGCAAAGAAGGGAAUGUUGAGUGAAUUAGACAAAAUAAUCUCUCGUGAAAGAGAAGAAAUUGAUCGUCUUUCAAAAGAAGCACCACCACCAUCCUAUCGUCCUCCAGAGCUCCCUCAACAACAACAAAUUAUUGAACAGAAACAGCAACAACAAACAAAUUUAGAGCUUCAACAGCAACAACAAAAGGUUCUUGACUUUUCUGUACCUCCACCAAAUAUUAUUGGAGGAACAACAGCUACAACUAUGUCUGGUGGAUUAAUAACUGGUGUGGGAAGUGGAUUAAUCAAGACAGAAUUUUCAACUCCACCACCAAAUUUUCCUCUAAACAAUAUUCAACAACAACAACCCCCACCAUUAUCAUCAUCUUCAAUUUCUUCCUUAUUAAGUAAUUCACAAACAACAAUAUUUUCCUCACCAUCUUCCCAACAACAACAAACAACAUCAACAACAAAUUCAUUUUCACAUUUUAGCCAAACACAAUCUUUGCUUUAUUCUUCACCUUCAAAAUUAUUACAACAACAACAAAAUGUUGUCAUUUCAAAUUCUAUUGCCAACUCCAUUGCUGGUCCAAUAAUUAAUACGGAGCAGAUUAAAACGUCCAAUUCACUACCUGACACCUCAAUUCCGCCUCCAAAUUUAUUGGUAGAAGUUUCACGGCCUCAUUCCUCCCCUUCUUCAAAUCCUGAUUUGUCAAUUAAUCGGCUUUCACAAAUUGCUCCACCACCAUCAACUUUAGCUUCAUUUUUUUCUGUUCCCCCACCACAAAUUAUAAAACAACCAGAACUACAACAACAACCAACACCUAUUGCUUCUACUACAACAACAACAUCAACUGUUAUUCCAUCUUUGCUAAGUUUAAUACCUCCACCUCAAAUUAUGAUUAAUUCUUCAAAUGUUGCCUCUUGUACUACUUCCAGUCCGUUAAAACAUUUGGAACAACAACAGCAACAAUCAACAAUUGUUACGUCUACAAGUAUUCCUUCUUUGCUAAGUUUGCCCCCUCCACAACUUAUGAUUACUUCUGGAAAUGCUGCUGUUGUCUCUUCUACAUCAACACCACCACGUCAACUCCAACAACAACAAGAUCUUCAACAGAAUACACAAGAUUGA
Molecule: messenger RNA, 1203 nt
Organism: Meloidogyne enterolobii
Lineage: Eukaryota; Metazoa; Nematoda; Chromadorea; Rhabditida; Meloidogynidae
Source: the annotation of a GenBank genome assembly